Spathaspora passalidarum NRRL Y-27907 is the source of this 1610-nucleotide messenger RNA. It is a transcript of the gene ARO8, whose product is annotated as bifunctional 2-aminoadipate transaminase/aromatic-amino-acid:2-oxoglutarate transaminase. The transcript has a single exon. The record is from RefSeq and is a predicted model, not a curated record. The coding region runs from base 51 to 1535 and encodes 494 amino acids. Gene Ontology annotation, molecular function: pyridoxal phosphate binding; aromatic-amino-acid:2-oxoglutarate transaminase activity; L-2-aminoadipate:2-oxoglutarate transaminase activity. Lineage: Eukaryota; Fungi; Ascomycota; Pichiomycetes; Serinales; Debaryomycetaceae. Gene Ontology annotation, biological process: L-tyrosine biosynthetic process; aromatic amino acid catabolic process.
ACAUCUUCUUGCUUACAAAGCAAAACUAAUUCCCGCAAAUAUUCAACACCAUGACCGUCGCUAAACCUCAAUCCAAGGACUUGACCCAUUUGUUAUCCGAUGAGUCCAAGCUGCGUCAAAACUCACCUUUGAAGUCCGCAUUCAAGUAUUUCAACCAACCAGGUAUGACCUUUCUCGGUGGUGGAUUACCAUUGUCGGACUAUUUUCCCUUUGACAAAAUCACCGCCGAUAUUCCAACUCCUAGUUUUGAUAACGGUAUCGGGGCUCAAAUAACUGAAGAAACUAAAUCUGUCGUAGAAGUGUUCAAGAGGGUUGAUUUGAAUGAUCCUGCUGCCAAAAAUGUCCCUCUUGCCAGAUCAUUGCAAUAUGGUUACACCGAAGGUCAACCGGAAAUCAUAGAUUUCAUCAGGACCCAUACUGAUUUGAUCCACAAGGUCCCAUACGCUGAUUGGGAUGUCGUUGCCAGUGUUGGUAACACCGAAUCUUGGGAUUCUACUCUUAGAACUUUCUGUACAAGAGGUGACUCCAUUUUGGUUGAAGAAUAUUCCUUUUCUUCUGCUUUGGAAACGGCUCAUGCUUUAGGUGUCAAUACCAUCCCAGUAACCAUGGACGAGUUUGGUUUAAUCCCAAGCGCCCUUGAAGAAUUGUUGAAGAACUGGAUAGGAAAGACACCAAGGUUAUUGUACACUAUUUGUACUGGUCAAAACCCAACUGGUUCUUCAUUGAGUGCUGAAAGAAGAAAGCAAAUUUAUGAAAUUGCCUGCAAGUACGAUUUCAUAAUCAUUGAAGAUGAACCUUAUUACUUUUUGCAAAUGGAAACCUACACCAAGGAUAAGUCUUCUCGUGAAGGCAACAAGGUGCACGACCAUCAAGAGUUCAUCGACGCAUUAGUUCCAUCUUUCCUUUCUCUUGACGUUGAAGGAAGAGUGGUUAGAUUAGACUCGUUCUCUAAAGUUCUUGCCCCUGGAUUACGUUUUGGUUGGAUUGUUGGUCAAGCUCGUCUUUUGGAAAGAUAUGUUAGAUUGCAUGAAGUUUCCAUUCAAUGUCCAUCUGGGUUCACCCAAUCUCUUACCAAUGCAUUAUUACAAAAGUGGGGACAAUCAGGAUACUUGGACUGGUUGAUUGGUUUACGUGCCGAAUACACCAAAAAGAGAGAUGUUGCCAUUGACACCGUUGACGAACAUUUCCCCAAGGAUGUUUGUUCCUACAACCCACCAGUUGCUGGUAUGUUCUUCACCAUCACCAUUGACGCAUCCAAGCACCCUAAAUUUGACGAGUUCGGCCAAGAUCCAAUCAAGGUGGAAACUGCCAUUUACGAAGAAGGUAUCAAGGAGGGUGCAUUGAUGAUUCCUGGUUCCUGGUUCAAGAGUGAAGGACAAAGCUCCCCUCCUCAAAAGAACUUGCCUCAUAAUCCAGCUGGGAAGACUCAUAUCUUCUUUAGAGGUACCUAUGCUGCGGUUCCCUUGGAUCAAUUGAUUGUUGGGUUAACCAAGUUUUCCAGGGCUGUCAAGACCCAAUUCCAAAUUGACCAUUAGAGUUUAUGUUAUUAUAGAGUAGUACCGUAGUUGUAAAUUGAAAAGAAUUGUAUAUUUUAACUUAGUAUGGAAUUU